Molecule: messenger RNA, 4601 nt
Organism: Hypanus sabinus (Atlantic stingray)
Lineage: Eukaryota; Metazoa; Chordata; Chondrichthyes; Myliobatiformes; Dasyatidae
Gene: plcl5
Product: phospholipase C like 5
Exons: 6
Coding region: 204-3473 (1089 amino acids)
Biological process (GO): neuropeptide signaling pathway; intracellular signal transduction; feeding behavior
Molecular function (GO): phosphatidylinositol-4,5-bisphosphate phospholipase C activity
Source: RefSeq, a predicted model, not a curated record
CGAGGAAGUCACACACGCCCGGGCUGAGGUGACGAUUAUAUCCGUUAAUUUCACAGGAAGUAAAUGAGAGCGGCUCGGCUGGCCGCACGCCUCUGGAGCCUUUAGAUAGUUUCAGCACAGUUGUACCGGGCUCAGGGGCGCAGGGUCACCCGGGUCUCUGCAGCAUGUGGCCGCGCUGACUCUGUGCCAACGAUGCUUCUCUGAUGAUGGCGGAUGUUCAGAGAGACAGUGCUGAAGUCGGGCUGCCGGAUCACCGGGCUCCAAGCAACCCCAUCCCGGACUCGUCUGGCUUCUUAGAAGGAACUCAACCCGUCUCGAACGGGAAAUGCCCGGAUCCGGGUGGCCCGUCUGUCAGCAGUGAAAGUACCGCGAGUAAACCGUGCACGCCGCCUCUGAGCAGCAUAAUUAAGGAUGGGUCACGGCAAAGGCGGGACAGGAAAAAGACGGUCUCUUUCAGCAGUAUGCCCAACGAUCGCAAAAUCAACAGCACUGCAGCCUGCAUCUCCUUCAUGCUGGAGGGAUGUGAGAUGAAAAAGAUUCGCUCAAACUCCAGAGUGUACAACCGUUACUUCAUUCUUGAUUCUGAUAUGAGAUCGCUGAGAUGGGAGCCAUCCAAAAAGGACUCCGACAAAGCAAAAAUUGAAAUAAAGUCCAUCAAGGAAGUGAGAUUGGGAAAGAAGACCCCUGUGCUUCGCAGUAAUGGGAUUUCAGAGCAAUUUUCCGAUGAAUGUGCUUUCUCGAUUAUUUAUGGGGAGAACUAUGAAUCAUUGGAUUUGGUUGCUAGUUCUGCGGAUAUUGUGAACACUUGGGUUAUGGGACUGAGGUACCUGGUAUCAUAUGGAAAACAUACGCUUCACGUGACAGAGUCAAACCAAAACAGCCUGAGGUCUUCCUGGCUGAAGUCAGUGUUUCACACAGGAAAUGAUGGUACUCAAGGUCUCAUUCCACUGACUAGGGCAGUCCAACUCAUUAAAGGUUUGAGUCCUGGGAUAAAGACAACAAAACUUGAGCUGAAAUUUAAAGAACUGCAGAAGGCAAAGGACAAACUCGGAACUGAAGUUACCUUGGAGACCUUCACCGAGGCUUACUGUGAACUCUGCACCCGGCCAGAGAUAUAUUUUCUGCUUGUACAGUUCUCCAGUAAUAAAGAAUGGCUUGACUCCAAGGACCUUAUGUUGUUCCUGGAUGUAGAGCAAGGAAUGGAGGGCUUGACGGAAGAGAUGUGUUUGGAAAUCAUUCGCAAAUAUGAACCAUCGCAAGAAGGUCAGGAGAAAGGUUUCCUGUCCAUAGACGGUUUUACAAAUUACCUUUUAUCACUUGAGUGCCACCUCUUUGAUCUACAACAUGAAAACGUGUGUCAAGAUAUGACUCAGCCUUUGUCUCAUUACUACAUUAAUUCUUCCCACAAUGCUUGUCUGCUGGAAGACCAUUUCUGGGGUUCCUCAGACGUUAAUGGGUAUAUACGAGCUUUGAAAAUGGGCUGCCGUAGCAUUGAACUUGUGGUUUGUGAUGGCCCAGAUAAUGAACCUCUGAUUUAUGCCGGCAACUUGGUGACAGCGCAAAUACCCUUUCGGACAGUUAUUGAUGUGAUAAAUAAGUAUGCUUUUGUAGCUUCACAGCACCCACUGAUUCUCUGUUUGGUGACACGGUGCUCAGUCCAACAGCAGAAAGUGAUGGCUCAACAUAUCAAGAAGAUUCUGGGGGACAAAUUACACGUGGAUCCUCCAGAUCCAGAGAGCAAUUACCUCCCAUCACCAGAACAACUCAAGGGAAAGAUUCUCCUUAAAGGAAAGAAGUUGCCUGGGAAUUACUCUGAUUCUGAAGGAGAUGUUAGUGAUGAAGACGAAGGGAUCGAAAUGUGCCAAGGCAUGGCUGAAGACAGUAUGGAUCAAUUGACUGUACCCUCGGAAAGAAAGCUAAGGCUUUCGAAAGAGCUCUCCGAUCUGGUGAGCUUCUGUAAGUCAGUGCAGUUUAGGGACUUUGAGGUUUCCAGGAGAAAUCAGAAAUACUGGGAAAUUUGCUCAUUCAGUGAGGUGGUGGCAAGCAGAAUUGCCAAUGAAUAUCCAGAGGACUUUGUGAUUUACAAUAAAAAGUUCUUGUCUAGGGUAUACCCCAGCCCCAUGAGAAUCGAUGCCAGUAAUAUGAAUCCCCAGGACUUUUGGAAAUGUGGUUGCCAGAUGGUGGCUAUGAACUAUCAGACUCCUGGGCUAAUGAUGGACCUCAACAUUGGCUGGUUUCGACAGAAUGGAAACUGUGGGUAUGUACUCCGUCCUGCCAUCAUGAGGGAAGAGGUAUCCUACUUCAGUGCCAAUGCAAAGGAUUCUUUGCCAGGAGUGUCAGCCCAGCUUCUUCAUAUUAAAAUCAUUAGUGGGCAAAACCUGCCCAAGCCUAAAGGCUCUGCAGCCAAGGGGGAUGUUGUAGAACCAUAUGUGUAUGUGGAGAUCCACGGGAUUCCAGCUGAUUGUUCAGAGCAAAGGACUAAGACAGUGACUCAGCAUGAUGACAAUCCUAUCUUUGAUGAGAGCUUUGAGUUUCAAAUUAAUUUGCCUGAGCUUGCACUCUUACGCUUUGUAGUUCUAGAUGAUGACUACAUCGGGGACGAGUUCAUUGCGCAGUACACCAUACCCUUUGAAUGUCUGCAGGCAGGAUACAGACACGUGCCUCUUCAGUCCUUGACAGGAGAGUUCCUUCCACACUCGAGCUUGUUUAUACAUGUGGCUGUUAGCAAUCGACGAGGUGGCGGGAAGUCCCAAAAAAGGGGGCUUUCUGUUCGCAAGGGAAAAAAGGCCAGAGAAUAUACUUCCACCAAAACUGUAGGGAUCAAAGUUAUCGACGAGGUCUUUAGAGCAGCUACUCAGCCCUUAUGCGAAGCAAUGGACUUCCGAGAAAACGUACAGAAUGCCAUGGUCUCUUUUAAAGAGUUGUGUGGUCUGACUCCUGCGGCGAACAUGAAGCAAUGCAUUCUAACUCUGUCGUCAUGGUUACUGAACAGUGAUAACACAGUGUUGGUGACACUGAACCUCAGCGAACAGUAUCCGUCCAUGGAGGCACAGGGUCCGAUUCCAGACCUUCUCAGGAAGGUUCUAGCAGCCUAUGAUACAAUGAUUCAGACAAGCAAGAUGCUAAUUGAAUCUGCUGAUGCGGUCUACGUGAAAAUAAUGCAGGCUCAGAAGGCUGGGCUGGAUUUCCAUGGAGACUUUCAUGAUAUUGGAUCAAAGGAAGGCCUGAAAGGACGGAAACUUCAAAAAGCAUUUGAGAGCUUUGCAUGGAACAUCACUGUAUUAAAAGGCCAAGCUGAUCUGCUGAAACACGCAAAGAACGAAGCACUGGAUAACCUGAGGCAGAUCCACUAUGCAGCACAAUCUUGCGGUAUCAGUAAGAGCCACUUGACAUCUCCAGAUCAGUUGCAAUCACGGGGCGCCUUGGAAAGCAUUCCUGAGAGUGAGAACUCAAGCAACAAUGGACCUUGCUGACGUCAGCAGGCACGGGAAUAAAAAGUUGUAAAUACAUAAAGACGUACACACAUACGCACACACACACACACUCAAAUGUGCUGUAGCUCCACUGAUAGGUAAUUUUGUUGUACGUGAAUUGGAUUUGACAGAGUCACCUAAUGUUAUCUCCUUACAGAAAUGAGGCACUGGUGCUGAAUUUACUGGAAAAAUCCUGACACUGAGAUAACAACAGAAAAUAUGGGGAGCAAACAGUAGUGCUACCCUGUUUACUGAGGCCCACAUCCCAAGAAAAUGCUUUGCUUGAGAAGGUCCUUCAGAAUGUCUCCUGAAGGUGGGAUGUGAUCAGUGUCCCCACUCUUUGUGCUUGCUCCCUGAUUGUGUUUCUAUGGGUUCUUGCAAGAACAGGCUGUUUCUCCUUUUUGAAGAUGGAAUACAAGCAUAAAAUCAAUGGUUUGACUAAUUUGUUUCAGCAAAAUAUUUUGCUUGCUCUUUGGAAGCCAUGACCAGAAACGCCAAAUUGGGUGGAAAACAAAUCUGUUGCAGCCUCAGGUCUAUGAUCUGUACAUUGUUCAGGAAUAUAUUCUUAAUCUUGGGAGCAGCAGUGGUGUAGAAGCUAUAAAACACAUAGUGUAUUUUGUACCUUUUGGACAUAAAUGGUGGAUACGUAGCCUGGUAACGAUGUUAAAAUAUAACUGAAAAUUUUAUAGUGGGCCAGACAAAUUCCUCUAAUAGUAAUGUCACUUUCAACCUGAGGUUGAAACUCAAGCUACUUUUCAUCACCAGCAAAGUGAUAGACUCAUUAGUUUAGUGAAUAGGAAGUUCCUUCCUUUGAAACUCAUUUACUCAUCUAACUAAGCUUCACUUCAGUAUGACCUGUCAGAUCCAAUCGUUGUCUCUCUUCCAGUUAUUGUGACUGGGUAUUUACAGAAUCGGUCCCGGCUGAAGCCUUGUGCGAUGGCUGACCGGACUCCUGGCGAGCUCAACAGGGAAAGAGGGCCGUGCCUCCACCAUGCCCGGUCGUCCCAGCACCCGGUGGGGGGUGGGGGGGGUCCUCACAUGGAGAGGUAGCCUUGCGCUGCGGCGGUGACCACUUCGAUACCACCUAUCUAAUGAUGUGUGUCUCUGUAAUAAAAUCAUGCAAAAUAA